Messenger RNA from Linderina pennispora, 531 nucleotides. RefSeq lists its product as uncharacterized. The transcript has a single exon. Lineage: Eukaryota; Fungi; Kickxellomycota; Kickxellomycetes; Kickxellales; Kickxellaceae. The coding region runs from base 1 to 531 and encodes 176 amino acids. The record is from RefSeq and is a predicted model, not a curated record.
AUGAGCGCCGAGUCUCCAAAUAUCCCCGCUGCGACCCCAGACAAGCCCGCCGACUACUCCACAUUCACCGCCAUAGCACCGGCUACCGCCGACUCGCCCACCGCCACAGUAUCGGGCAAGACCGUGCACACACGUAGCAUUUCCAGCACUCCGACAUCCAGAACGCCCUCAGAAUCGGGCAGCGACGAGGAGCAGCCGGCACAGACGUGGACGGCGGCGGAGCUGCUGGAGGUGCGGGCGCGCGAGCGCACCUUUGACGGGGCGUACUGGCGCACGUCUAUCGGGCUGUUCGGGGCUGCGCUGGUGGUGUUGCGGGUGUUUGGGCUGUCGUUUUUCCCGGUGGGCAUGGUGUUUCUGGUGCUGGGGCUCGGGUUCCUGGGCAUCGGGCUGUACCGCCGCCGGAGGUUGAUUUCCAAGGAUACGCAUGCGCAAGCGCCGUACUUUGUAACCAGCGGGGGCACCGUGCUGCUGUCGGGGGUCAUGUGUCUGUCAGCGUACACGGUGCUGCUGGUGCUGCUGCUGAGGAUGUAG